Messenger RNA from Microthlaspi erraticum, 1371 nucleotides. Lineage: Eukaryota; Viridiplantae; Streptophyta; Magnoliopsida; Brassicales; Brassicaceae. The record is from the annotation of a GenBank genome assembly.
AUGAUCGACCUAAAAGAAGAAGCACCGCAAAACAAAAUCUCUGCUUUUUCUCCGACCACAGCCUCCGCCGCUAUGAAUUCCGAAGUUGAAGAACCACCGCAGAAGAAGGGGAAGACAACGUUUUCGUCUCUUCCUGAGGAAAUCGUCGUGGAACUAGAAGAAGAAGCACCGCAAAACCAAAUCUCUUCUUUUGCUCCUUCCACCGCCUCUGGCUCCGCUAUGAAUUCCGAUGUUGAACCACCGCGGAAGAAGAAGACAACAACGUUUUCGUCGCUUCCAGAAGAAAUCGUCGUAAGCUGCUUAGCCCGCAUAUCCAAAUCGUACUACCCGCAACUCUCCCUAGUCUCCAAGAGCUUCUGCUCUAUCAUCUCAUCCAAGAAGCUCCGUCUUGCGCGAAAGCACUUGGAAAGAAGGGAAAAAGUACUUUACGUCUGCUUAAAGAUUCCCGAUCGUCUUCCCUCAUGGUUCAGCCUCUGGAUAAAACCUGAUCAAACCCUAACCAAUGAUAAGAACAAGUCGCCAACCAGAAACACCUUGUUGGCACCUGUUCCUUCUUCAUAUACUCGUUGGGAACCAUCAACGUUCAUCGGUAAGGUUAGUUCGGAAAAAUAUAAAAUACUGGGACAAUACAGAUCUUCGACGACGACGCUACCCAACCACCUCGAGAUGAAGGUUCGCAAUGAUGGGGUUAACAAUGCAUGGCGUAAAGCGCCUAGCAUGAGAGUGGCUCGAGAGAAGACGCUCGCCGUCGGGGGCGUACUCGAUGAGAAAAUAUAUGUAAUGGGUGGUUGCAAGGCAAAAGAAACCGCGAACUGGGCUGAGGUUUUCGACACAAAGACUCAAACUUGGGAAGCUUUACCUGACCCUGGCGCUGAGCUCCGCUCCUCUUUACUUAAAUCAAUGAGAAUGAUCGAGGGAAAGGUUUACGUUGAGAGUAGCGUGGAGGAUGAUUGUUAUGUUUAUGAUCCGAAAGAAGGUAGAUGGGACGUUGUAGCAAAAGCAUUAGUGGAUGAUGAGAGAACAAAGUGUUACAUAGAUGUUUGGUACUCUUGUACCACACAAGGCUGCUUUUGGUAUGAUGAAAAGCGUAAAAAGUGGAGAGUUAUUAAGGGUUUGGAGGAAUUUGAUAGGAAUGUUCGUGGUGGUGGUGUUAUUGCAUUAGCUAAAUACUGUGGGAAAUUCUUGAUCAUAUGGGACAAGUUUGAGAAGCCUGGGGGUGAAUGUCCAAACAAGAACAUUUGGUGUUCCGUGGUUCAGUUUGAAAGAAGCAAUGAUGAUGAUGAAGUUAGGGGAACUGUUGAGUGGUCUAGUGUUGUGCUUACGGUUCCUAGUUCAUACGAUUUCUUGCGUUAUGAAGUGCACUUGGGUUGA